This is a messenger RNA of Mesorhabditis belari, 951 nucleotides long. Lineage: Eukaryota; Metazoa; Nematoda; Chromadorea; Rhabditida; Rhabditidae. The record is from the annotation of a GenBank genome assembly.
AUGUUGGGCAACAACGAGGCGAGCUGUUCGGCGAUUGUGAAGGUUCAUCCAUUAGUUGCCCUCAACAUUAGUGAACAUUGGUCAAAACUUCGAUUGGAGAAAAAUGAGGACACUGUUUGGGGAGUUCUUCUUGGACACAAAGACUCGAAAGGACGCGAAUUUGAGGCAGUCACCUCAUUUGACAUCAAGAUUCACAAAGUCAACAAGCAGGGAGGAGGCGUCUCGCUCGAAAAUGAGAAAUUCAACGAGCGCUUGGAACAAUAUACUGAAGUGUUUCCCGAUUUGGAGUACGUUGGUUGGUACACAGCUUCGACGCCAUCACCAAAUGAAACGCUCAAUUUGCCUAAAGACAGUGUCAUCUUACAUUUAGCCGCUUUUCUCAACAUGCCCGCUAAUAAACUUCCACUUUUUGCGUAUGUUGUUGAUGAUAAAGGAGUGGCUCGACCAGCUGAAUGGAGCCUUCAAAGUGAAGCUAGUGAACGUAUUGGUGUUGAACAUGUGACAAGGCUUUCGAAGGCAGUGGGGGAUGCGAGUGCAACAAAUGUGAGCCGUCAUCUUCGCACCCAAGCUUCAAUUGUGGAAAUGAUGCUUUCGAAGCUGCGAAUUGUGCAGCGAUGGCUUGAGGGUGUCGAUGUGGGUACCGUUCCUUAUGAUCCAGUGAUUGCUCGAGAGGCUGGCAAAAUCAUCGAUAUGGCUGCACAAAUCAAGCCAAAUGAAAAAGAUUUUGAUGAAAAUUUGAAUCAACACAUGCAAGACAUUUCAGUCGCCCAGCUACUAACGAAGAUUACAAAGUUGAUUGGAGCUGAUUAUCAUGCUUGGACUGAUACGUUACGAUUAAAAGAAAGUGCUGUGACGGCGUCUGGAGUCGAUAUGGGAGAUGCUGAUGAAAUUAACAGAGUGUCUGGAUAUGCUAAUUUCUUGAUGUCUAGCACACGCGAAUUCUGGAAUGUA